GGAAGUAACUUCUUUCGCUUUCUGUUAUUGACAUAAAAUGGAGGAAUAAUGUAGGCAAAAGCUUAAGGAGAUCAAAACAAAGUCUCGUUUGGCAGUUUGAUUCAUUUUCAUUCGCUGUUUAGGAGCUUCGUUUGAGGUGUGCAGAGCUAUUGAGUUUCGCGUCUCUUCUGGUGUUAAGACUCAGAGCAGGCAGGUUUGCACAGACAGGUACUUGCUUUCCAUCCGCUCAAAAUGUCGGAAGAAUUAUUUCCAGAACCGGGAUGGCUGUCUGAAGAAGUCAAAACCGGGACGACCAUCAUCGCUGUAACCUUUGACGGUGGUGUUGUUAUCGGCUCGGAUUCACGUGUGUCCGCGGGGGAGUCAGUAGUGAAUCGAGUGAUGAACAAGCUCUCCCCCCUCCAUGACAAGAUCUACUGUGCUCUCUCUGGAUCAGCAGCGGACGCUCAAACUAUUGCUGAGAUAGUUAACUACCAACUGGAUGUGCAUAGUAUUGAGGUGGAAGAUGACCCACUCGUAUGCUCUGCUGCUACUCUGGUGAAGAAUAUUUCAUACAAAUAUAAAGAGGAGCUAUCAGCACAUCUCAUUGUUGCAGGGUGGGACAAGAAAGGAGGUGGACAGGUCUAUGCAACACUGAGUGGUUUGCUGACCAAGCAGCCUUUUGCUAUUGGUGGCUCUGGGAGUUUUUACAUUAAUGGGUUUGUUGAUGCAGAGUAUAAAAAGAACAUGACAAAGAGGGAAUGCCAGGAGUUUGUAGUGAAUGCUCUCACUCUGGCAAUGGGUCGGGAUGGCUCCAGUGGAGGUGUUGCGUAUGUUGUUACUAUUGACAAAGAUGGAACAGAAGAGAAGUGCGUUUUAGGAAAUGAAUUGCCCAAAUUUUUCGAUGAGUGAAAAAAGUUAAUUUGAUCUGAAAUUAAGAACAAUGUAUGAAUACUAACAUUUCUAUCAGGAUAUUGUAUUGCAUGA
Molecule: messenger RNA, 963 nt
Organism: Danio aesculapii
Lineage: Eukaryota; Metazoa; Chordata; Actinopteri; Cypriniformes; Danionidae
Gene: psmb9a
Product: proteasome 20S subunit beta 9a
Exons: 6
Coding region: 232-888 (218 amino acids)
Cellular component (GO): proteasome core complex
Molecular function (GO): threonine-type endopeptidase activity
Source: RefSeq, a predicted model, not a curated record